Messenger RNA from Acanthaster planci (crown-of-thorns starfish), 2395 nucleotides. Its product is annotated as origin recognition complex subunit 5-like. Lineage: Eukaryota; Metazoa; Echinodermata; Asteroidea; Valvatida; Acanthasteridae. Gene Ontology annotation, molecular function: DNA replication origin binding. The record is from RefSeq and is a predicted model, not a curated record. Gene Ontology annotation, cellular component: nucleus; nuclear origin of replication recognition complex. Gene Ontology annotation, biological process: DNA replication; DNA replication initiation.
UCCGGACCCAUCGUGAUCAUGACUUGCAGAAUUUCCUGCAUUGUGGUGACGUAAUUAACGCGCGCCGGGUAUGAAAGCAUCAGCUAAGCUUCAUGAUCGAUCAUUAGGAGCUAAUAAAGAGUCACUCGUGUCCAUUUAUUAUUUGAAUUCUUCAGUCAGUUUCAAGUUAGAGAAAUGAAGGCCACAUACGAUCGGUUGAUCUGCAUGGUUAAUUGAUUGCAGCUUGCAUGCACUGUGCUUUUUGCUGUGGAGGAAACCUUGGACUACUGUUUUCCACAAGGCAGUCAGCAAAAUCGUCAGAUUGGUUGGCAGUUUUGAAGAGAACUCACGAUGGAGGGUACCACAGCGUCAGAAAUGGAAGACCCACUCAGCAUAUUAUGUCGGCAGAAACAGAUAGCAUUGCUACGUAGUCUUAUGGGAGAGCCGUCCCAUCCUACCUACCCGUCUGUGUUCAUAUACGGGCACGCCGCAACCGGUAAAACGCUUGUUGUUUCCACACUCCUCAAGACGUUGGCUCUCCCCCACGCCUUCGUCAACUGCAUAGAGUGCCAGACGACACGGCAGCUAUUGGACAGAAUCCUGGACCGGGUGGCCAAUCACGAGCCCAGUCCCGAGAACAACUACUGUAGCUUGAACCGUUGUGAGAACAUGAACACGUUUGUGCGACUCUUGAAGAAGACCACCGAGGACAGGGGAAUACAAAAUCAAACUGUUUAUAUUGUACUGGACAAAGCUGAGCGUCUUCGCAACAUGGACGGCAACAUUCUGCCGGCCUUCCUCAACCUUUCCCAGUUGUCCGGGUGCAACGUGUGCGUUCUCCUCCUCAGCCAGAUUGUCUGGGAGAAAUUCCUCUUUGGGUUCGGCUCCAAUCAUGUGGAGCCCUUCAUCAUCCACUUCCCAGAUUACACAAAGGGUGAGUUAUUGGAGAUUAUUGCCACAGACUGCCCUGAGGGUUACUCCGUGGAGUUCUACUCGUCCUACGUCAACUUGCUCAUGAGUAUCUUCUACAUGGUGUGCCGUGACCUGAACGAGAUUAGACACUUGGCUCAGCUGAACUUCCCAAAGUAUGUUGAGCCCAUCACCAAGGGGGAAGCAUCCGAGAAGGACUCGCACAAGCUGUGGCGGAACAUCGAGCCGCACCUGAAGAAAGCUCUGCAGACGGUCUAUCUCAGGGAGGUCACAAGCGAGCAAUGGGAGAAGUUCCAGCGCGCCGAGACCGGCCAGCCCGGUCAGCAAACCUCCCAGCCAGGCAUCCUGUCCGCCAGGGCCCAGAUGGAGCUACCCUUCUACUCCAAGUACCUGCUGAUUGCCGCCUAUCUGGCCUCCUACAACCCGGCCCGCUAUGACCGCAGGUUCUUCUCCAAGAACCACGGCAAGGUGAAGAAGAGCGCCGUGAAUCGCAAGAAGGAAACCAGCCAUCAGCUGCUUGGGCCGAGGGCAUUCCCACUUGACAGACUGAUGGCCAUAUUUUACAGCAUAGUGGACUCAAGGGUUGCCCCUACAGCCAACAUCUUUUCACAGAUUUCUUCACUGGUAACCCUGCAGCUGUUAGCACAAGUAGGACAUGAGGACCAGUUGGACACACCGAAAUACAAGUGCACCGUGUCGCUGGAAUUCAUCCGUUCCAUCGCAAGGACCGUGGGCUUUGAUGUCAUUAGAUACUUGUAUGACUUUGUAAAAUGAAAGGCAGAAUCGGUUACCAUUAUGUAUUUGGUUGAGUGAGGACAUUUGGGUAUUCUGUCCAACGAGUGACAUCCUUACCUCAUCAGAGCACCAAAUAUGGAUUCAAUAUGGGCCUGACCAAAUCAAACUGUACAAGAAGAGCCCAAAGUUGCUAGAGUUGGCAUUGUCUCAGCUAUUCAUAAGCAUCGAACCAAAGUCUGUUGCAGCUAGGAAAUUACCUCUCGCACAAACUUAAUCUGGCACAUGUUAACAGUCAUUCAGGUUUUGUUGUCAGACGAAAACUGACACGUAUAUGUCUGUUAUCAGGUUUCUAGGGAUACUUUUUCCAGUGAGAAAUCUCGACAGCCCCUGGACCUGUAGUGAAUUGAUAUACAGAUAUAACUGAGUUUCCAGUUUUCCUGCAGUACAAAUGGGAAGCAACUGUUGCACAUGGCUUGUUUAAUAAUGAGGUAGUCAGGUACGCACUGAUCAGGGCAGAAAUAUGGCAACGUUGCAUUCCCUGCUCAGAGUAAAUAAAUGUUACAUUGUUUUAUUUUGUGCAACUGAAAAUAUGAAUGACUGAAUUGCUCUAGAUUUGUCUCAAUUCGGAGUUUGUGAGAUCUCUGUUGUGCGAUGAAAUUCUUUCUUUGAACUGACACAAGAACAAGUUGUGGAAGAGUGUUACAUUUUCCACUCGCAUGUCUUGAAUAUUAAAUUUUGAUAUUGAAGUUUA